AUGUCUGGCGGCUCGCAGCAUCCUUUUCCGUUUCAUCCUCAGAGCAGCAACCCGCACGACGCCUCUUACCAUUCUUACACGCCAGCGAUUUCAAAUCAGUCGCCCCCCUUCUACGCACAGCACUCUGGCGACUAUUCCAAUCAUCCUCAGCACAGCAGCGCGUCACCUAACCCUGCUACCUCCGAUCAAUUCGGCUUUGGAAAUCACCAACCAGCAUUCCCGCACAACUUUAACGCUCAGUCCGGCCACCACCAUUCCCACCACCCCAACAACCACAACACACAGCCUGAGCUCCUAUCGCAUCAGCAGUACGGAUACCCUGCUGCCUCGGCCGCGUUCGCUCCCAAUUUUGCCAACUUUGCUCCUGACUUGAACGCAGUCGGGGCACAUCUGUCUGGCAACCCAUCCUUCCCGCGACCCACCUCGUCGUCGACAGACCAUCUCCAACCUGGUCACUGGCACCAGCAGCAGGGUCUUUCUCCCGCCUCGUUUGACGGAUCAUUUCGCUCGCCUGCACACUCCCACUCGCCUCAGCCUGUCUCGCAUCCUUACGAGAACCAACCGGGCUUAACACUCGACCAGUACCAGCAGCAGAGCCCUUACGCACCGGCAGCACAGACUUCGCCUGCAGUGCCGUACCAACCCAAGAUCGAACCAGACUUCGACUCCGUCUCGACUCCGCCGCUCCCUCACAUCGACUCCGCCAGCUCUUCGCCGCAGAAGCCCGCCUUUCGCAUCAAACUCAAGCGCACCGUCAAGACGCACGAAACCAGCUCCGGCGGUCAACAAGCCCAAGCUCAACUCCAGAUCGACCCGACAGCAGUCACCAACAUGGCCGUGGGAAGGCCUUCCAGGAACGCUGCAGCUGCAGCUUCCGCCAAUAUCCACAGCUCCUUUUCCGUCAGUCCUGUCAAUCGUGCCCCUCGCGGCCGCCAGAUCAAGCAGCAACCAGGCAGCGAUGAGGAAUUCGAAGAAGUAAGUCAAUCGCGACGAACGGUAUCUCACCAAGCCAAGCAGCACGGGCAUGAGGACAACAAUGAUGUCGACGACGAUGAUGAUGAAGAAGGUGGAGGAGAAGGAAAAAAGGAGAUGGAAGAAGUAGAGAACAACGAGGACCAAAGCUAUGAGCAGAACGGGCGGUUGCAAGCGGCACUUCCAAGGAGAAGCUCGCGCACUCGAUCCAUUCCGCCGUCAGCGCAGCAGACACAGCAGGCACAGCCGCAGACCAGGACUAAGACUAUCAACGUCAAACCCUUGAAGGCGGCAAAGCAGAAAGUCUCUAAUCUUGGCAACGGCAGCAGAGCCAGCACUAGCGUCAGCCGCAGUGCGAGCCGCACUCCGACCCGAACAUCCAAGAGAGGCUUGUCCAGGACCCCAUCGGAUCCAGUGCGCCGCAGUUCCAGAUUAUCUCGCGAUUCGCAGCCUCCCUGGGACCAUGAUAUCGGUUUCGCACCCGCACCCCCGCAGAAUUCAGGGCGGUCCUUCGAACUCGUGGACGAGACGCUGAGACAGCAACUGGAUGCAGACGAGCAUGACGACGAAGACGAGGACGCCGAGGCAGAGCCCGAUGAGGAUGCCGAAGGCGAGCAAAAUUCUCGCGUCAAGGCAGAAGUGUAUGACGAAGAGCCGGAGCCUAUUCUCUCCACCAGUCGCUCGGGACGAGUGCGCCGCCAGAGAGUGACCAACAUGGCAGAGUCCGAAGAUUCCGACGCUGUGGACGAUGACGAUGAGGAGGCAGUAGGACCGCGACGCUCCUCUCGGCGACUCCAAUCCAACGCACUCGACGGCUUCGUUGCUGCUGAUGACGAUGAAGAGGAGGACGACGAGGGAGAGUACGGUUCGAAGCGCACCACGCGAUCCUCUGGCCGCUUGCAACGCGGCGGCAAUGCCGGCAACAAUCGUCUCGUCGAGAUGGCUGCCAAGAAGCGUGCUGCAAACGGCCGUGGUCGACCCCAAAAGCGCAAGCCUCGCGACGAAGAAUACGAGAUGGAGGGCGAGGAGACGCCAGAGGAAGAGCAAAUCUCUGGAGCUGAGGACGACCCGCUCGACAUCCACAGUGACGAGCCGGAAGGCAGCCAGGGCAAGUCGUAUUCGCUUCGCCAACGCAAGAAGGUCAACUACUCGCUCGUUCCGCCUCCGCCCUCGCCGCCAAGGGACGGUUUCGGUCGUCCCAUCAAGAACAAUCGCGGCCGCAGCGCCAAUGGAGCCUACGAACUAGAUCCUAGCGGUGGCGAUCCUGCUUCUGGUGCACCGGGCGCCGGUUUGCCAAUGCCAUUCCCUGGUCGCGGCAAGAAGGGCAAGGAAGGCUGGGACGCGUUGCCGUCCUCCAUGACUGGUAAAGACUACGCGCGCAUUUUCGGCGACCCCGUCGACAGCUCCGACGAAGAAUUGCAGAACAACGCAAUGCGCAAGCCCGGUGCUCCCGCCGCGCUCGGCGGUGGACCUGCCGGAGGACUGUUGGGUGGUGCUGGCGGUGCCGCUGGACCUCCAGGCGGCUUGACCGGCGCCGGUGGCACAGAUAGCUUUGGCCGAAUCAAGAAGAGCGGCGACCCUCUGGCCGAUAUCGAUCCCCUUGGCGUCGACAUGAACAUUGACUUUGACAGCGUCGGUGGUCUCGAUGGCCACAUCCAACAGCUCAAGGAAAUGGUCAUGCUGCCCUUGCUUUACCCGGAAGUCUUCCAACGCUUCAAAGUGACGCCACCGCGUGGUGUGCUUUUCCAUGGACCGCCCGGUACCGGUAAGACUCUCGUCGCGCGCGCCCUCGCUGCCAGCUGUAGCACCGAAGGCCAGCAGGUUAGCUUCUUCAUGCGCAAAGGCGCCGAUUGUCUCUCCAAGUGGGUCGGUGAAGCUGAAAGGCAGCUGCGUCUCUUGUUCGAGGAGGCGAGGAACUCGCAGCCCAGCAUCAUCUUCUUCGACGAGAUCGACGGUCUGGCGCCCGUUCGUUCGAGCAAGCAGGAUCAAAUCCAUGCCAGUAUCGUCAGCACCAUGCUGGCCCUCAUGGAUGGCAUGGAUGGGCGAGGUCAGGUCGUCGUCAUUGGUGCCACCAAUCGACCUGAUAGCGUCGAUCCAGCUCUGCGUCGCCCCGGUCGAUUCGAUCGAGAGUUCUAUUUCCCCUUGCCUUCGCUCGAGGCCCGCAAGAGCAUCAUCAAUAUCCACACGAAAAAGUGGGAGCCUCCGCUUGACGACGAUUUCAAGGCGAGGUUGGCCGAGGUUACCAAGGGCUACGGAGGUGCGGAUCUACGCGCACUCUGUACCGAGGCCGCGCUGAACGCCAUCCAGAGGCGCUAUCCGCAAAUCUACUCGACCACCGACCGCUUGCUGCUCGACCCUGCAUCGAUUCAGGUCGACGCCAAGGACUUCAUGAUGUCGGUCAACAAGAUCGUUCCAUCGUCUGCGAGGGCUAGCGCAUCUGCGGCAGCGCCGCUGCCCGAACGCUUGGCACCGCUGCUAGGACACGUUGUUCAGGAUGCCAUCAGCGUGCUCGACAGGAUCCUGCCACCAGUGUCUAAGCGGAACCCGCUGGAAGAGGCGCUCUGGGAAGACGACGCCUUCGCACCCCAGGGACUGACAUCUGGUCUUUCGGCGGCUGACAAGCUGGGCGGCGAUCGCGGAUUUGGUCGCGAGAUGCUGCUGCAGUCGUUCGAGGCGCAGCGUGUCUACCGCCCGCGCAUGCUUGUCCACGGUGAUGUCGGCAUGGGCCAGGGCGCCGUCGGUGCUGCGCUGCUGCAGCACCUCGAAGGCUACCACGUGCAAUCGCUCGACAUCGGCACGCUGCUCGGCGACAGCGCGCGUACACCCGAAGCUGCGAUCAUCCAACUAUUCGUUGAAGCCAAGCGACACAAGCCAAGCGUGCUUUACAUUCCCGGGAUCGUACACUGGUCGCGCUCCGUCUCGGAAAGUGUCAAGACCACCUUCAAGGCGCUCCUUGAUGGACUCACAGAUGCUGAUCCUGUUAUGCUCCUCGGUAUCGCCGAGGCACCGCUGGAUGAGCUCGACGACGAAGUGCACUCGUGGUUCAACUUCCUCGAUGACGAUAUUGUCGAGAUCUCACGACCUGACGACGAGAGUCGACGCGGAUUCUUCAAGGAGAUCUUUGAUCACAUCAUCCGGCCUCCAACUGAGUUCCCCGAUGCUCUGCCACGACGCAAGAAGGUGCUCGAGGAACUGCCAAAGGCACCGCCUCGGCCACCGCGCAAGCUCACCCAGGCCGAGCUGCAGCAGCAGGUCGAGAACGACAACAAGCUGCUCGAACACCUCAAGUACCGCCUGGGACCUGUGCUUGCCGAGCUCAGGAAAAAGUUCAAGAAAUUCACCCGCGACGUGUGGGACGAAUACAACCUGCGAGAACUCACCCAGGCCUUCGAGUGGAAGCGCGAAAAGGGCAAGAUCACCGUCGAGCUCCGCUACUACGAGCCUGGAGCCGCGGCUCGACUGGCAGCAGAGGCAGCGGCGGCCGAGGAAGCCGUGGAGGAUCAGACGAUGCUCGAAACGGAGGCGGAGAUUGCCGCAAAGCGCGGCAUCACUGCAGCUCAAUUCAUGGGCCCUCCGGCAGCGAUCAUCAGCGAGAUUGCUGCAGAAGAGGCUGGCGAACUUGCCAACGGCGGAGAAGCGAUAUCUGCGGGCGACGUGGAGAUGACCAAUGGCGAUGCGGCUGCCAACGGGGCCAUUGUCAAUGGCACAAUCAACGGCGUCCAUGUCGCUGGCGGACCUGACGGCCAAGUCGUGACUGCUAUCCAGCCUCCGACUUUCGACGACGACGAAGUUGUCACUGCUGAUGCUGUCGAUGCAACAGCAUCGGCUGCGGCGGCUGCCGAUCCCUCAUCGAGCUCGGCUCUUGCAGACACGUCGAUCGCCUCGGCCGCGGCCGCAGCCAACGGAGCGUCCGGGGACGAUCCCGACUAUCGCACGCGCACCAUGCCCAUCUGGACGAUGAACCUGGAAAAGAUGCAGAAGCACCUCUACUACGGCAACUAUCGAUCGUGCUCGGCCUUCCUGGCAGACAUUCAGAAGAUCGUCGACAACGCCGAGCAAGCUGCUGAAGUGGACCGAGAUCGACUCUUCCGAGCGCACCAGAUGCGCAACCUGGCGAUUGUGCUGAUGGAUCAGUACAUCGACGCUGGGUUCCGCGAGGAAUGCGAUCGUAUGGCGUUGCGGCAGAUGGCGCGGGACCAGGAGGCGGACGAGGCGACGGAGAAGGCGAAGCAGAGCGCCAGCGAGGCGGCUGCGAAGAAGGCCGAGGGGGCGAAGGGCGAGAGGGCGAGCGCUAGGAUUGCGGGCAAGGAGCCGGAGUUGGUGGGUGGUUUGGAGAACGGUGAUCGGUCGGCCAAUAAGCGGCAGAGGAGUGUCAGUGCUCAGGUGGCUUCGGCUGAUGCGGAGAAGGCGACCGAGCAGUCGGAUGCGAUGGUGGAGGAUGACGAGGCGAGAAAACGAGCUCGUCUCGCCUCGCCUUCCUCUACCACCGACGGUCCGAACACUACCGAUGCUUCCACCGCAUCGUCCCUACCUACUUCUCUCGCCCCGAUCAGACCUGUCGAGCCGCAACCGCAGCCGGAAGUCGAACACCCACCGCUCGUCUACACCGCGACGUCGUACGAGAACCUCAAGAACUACAUCAUCUCCUCUUCGGCCCGCUACAACAUCGAUCAGCUUUCGCGGCUGAGAGCGGCGUGCUUCAAUGCGAUCUGGAGCCAUCGCAGCGAUUGGGAUCGCGAUGCACUGAUCGGCAGGCUGAUCGAGAUUACGAACAAGUCGGAGGAGGCGGUGAGGAGGGAGAGUCGGAUGGGUGCGAGGGUGGGAGUGUGA
Molecule: messenger RNA, 5802 nt
Organism: Pseudozyma hubeiensis SY62
Lineage: Eukaryota; Fungi; Basidiomycota; Ustilaginomycetes; Ustilaginales; Ustilaginaceae
Product: ATPase
Exons: 2
Coding region: 1-5802 (1933 amino acids)
Biological process (GO): positive regulation of transcription by RNA polymerase II
Cellular component (GO): nucleus
Molecular function (GO): ATP binding; histone binding; ATP hydrolysis activity
Source: RefSeq, a predicted model, not a curated record